Molecule: messenger RNA, 384 nt
Organism: Mya arenaria
Lineage: Eukaryota; Metazoa; Mollusca; Bivalvia; Myida; Myidae
Product: caveolin-3-like
Exons: 2
Coding region: 1-384 (127 amino acids)
Biological process (GO): caveola assembly
Cellular component (GO): caveola
Molecular function (GO): molecular adaptor activity
Source: RefSeq, a predicted model, not a curated record
AUGGCCGACGCUUUGGAUUUAAUCAACAGAGAUCCGAACAACAUUAACAAUCAUUUACAGUGCCAGUUUGAAGAUGUGUUUGCCGAGCCCGAGGGUACCCACUCCAUUGACUGCGUCUGGAAGCUGUCAUACACUUGCUUCACUUGCUGGAAGGGCCUCUGCUACAAGAUUUACACGAUCUUGUGUGGCAUGUGUAUAGCCGCGGGAUGGGGCUGUCAGUUUGCGGAGCUGUCAUUCUACCACAUUUGGUUUUUCACUCCUUGUCUGAAGAUGUGCGACAUCAACUGCGGCUUCCUCAAGCUUUGCUACACCAAAUGCAUUGACUGCUGCAUUGAGCCGUGCUGUGUCGCAUGUGGAAUGCUCUUCCACCAAUUUAAAAAAUAA